Rubroshorea leprosula is the source of this 590-nucleotide messenger RNA. The record is from the annotation of a GenBank genome assembly. NCBI's taxonomy places the organism in Eukaryota, Viridiplantae, Streptophyta, Magnoliopsida, Malvales, Dipterocarpaceae.
AACUGGAGGAGCUGUGAAUCUCUGCAAUCGAGAAGAAGUAGAGAGCGAAAAUGGGGGGAGGAAUGGAGGCGAACAAGAACAGGUUCAUAGAGGAGUGGGGCAGUGCGAGAGAGAAUCUCGAAUACAACUUCCGUUGGACUCGCCGCAACUGGGCCCUUGUCGGCUUGUUCGGAAUUGCCGUCCCCAUCUUCAUCUACAAGGGAAUCGUCAAAGAAUUCCAUAUGCAGGACGAAGAUGCAGGCAGGCCAUAUCGGAAGUUCCUCUAAGUCCAUGCCCAGUUUCUCAAUCAAUAAUAUUUGUGGAUGAAGUAGACUGGUUCUUCAGUACCACAAUGUGAGCAUUUAACCUGUCAUCUGGAAUUGCUUUUGGUCCUUUCAAUAGUUGAUGGUUUAGUAUGUUUUUCCUCCGAAGUUUAAGACUUUCAGCUGCACUUUGAAUUUGAAACAUCUCCUUAUUCGCCCAUAAAAUUGACUAUUCCAAUGUCAUUACAAGUUGUGAAGGAUGCAGGUUUGGUUUAAUGAUUUUUGGUUUUUUCAUCCCAAAAAGGGCAUCAAGCCAACAAUUAGAUGCAAUGAACUACUACUCAAUGG